Messenger RNA from Salvelinus sp. IW2-2015, 1965 nucleotides. Lineage: Eukaryota; Metazoa; Chordata; Actinopteri; Salmoniformes; Salmonidae. The record is from RefSeq and is a predicted model, not a curated record.
AUGUGGACAGGUUAUGGAAGGAUGAUGUUUUGGUUGACGGUUAUCUGGAGUGGCGCCACUUUGUGGUGGAGGACACCUUGAAGAUGAUCGAUGAGUCUUAAGUGGAGAAAAGAUUUCAAACUGAAUGGUGGAUUGACCUUUGCUUUUACAGGGAUUUUUUUAUUUUUUUUACAGGGAUACAUAAUAAUGAAUAUAUAGCUCCAACAAAGAACAGUAGAAUAGCUUGGCUAGGACACAUACCCUGUUAUUGUGCAUUCUGCAAAUUGCUCACAAACUUCCACUGGUUGAACAUGAUGGUGUUGAUAAGAUGUUUCCCGCUUUGAAAUUUCUUUUUGUAAUGAAUAGCGCUAUAUAAGUAUAAUAUGUAAGAAUAAUGUAUUAUUAUUAUUAUAGACAGCAUUGAUAGUCCGGUUUGAUUCAUUUUUUAAUAUCCCUUUGUCUUCCAGACAUCAUGAAAGCUCUGUUCAAAAGUCUCUAUUUGAGUCUGGCAUGCAUUAUCUCCACCGCUAUGAUAAAGAAGGCAACAAACUGUAUGUAUUUAAUAAUAAUUAAACACUGGCAAUCAAGAAGGUUCUGUUGUGAAAAUGUUGUUUCUGAGACCUAAUUUAUGGCCACCCUCAUCAUUUUAUCGCUUGUAAAAGCCUCAUCCUCUUUGGGGUGCUGUGAUAAUUUUUCUAUGCAUCUCACUAUUCAGAUUGUAGUUUCCUGAUUUAGGUGCACACACAAUUCAAGUUAGGAUUGAGAUUGGCAAUCUUUAAUUUUUGUAUGGUGGAUUACAGUUUGUCUUUUUGAGCUAUUUGGGUAUCUGCCUUGAAGGCCACUGAGGUUUACACGUAUGUUGUUUGCUCAGUCUGGUUCAGGGUUAAGUUGCACGGAGAAGAAAAGGUACGUGGCCUUCUGGUUGGAGAGCUACGCCCGGCGGGAACCAGGGAUUCCCCUCACCGUGAUCUUUGACAUGUCCGAAGCGGGUCUAAACUGUGUUCCAAAAUGCUCAUGUACGAGAUGCCAUGGAUCAUGAAUGCGGCAUUGAAAAUAGUGAAGGACAUGCUCAGUCAAGACGCCAUCGACAAGCUGAAGUUUGUGUCCAAGAGUGACAUCCAGAUCUAUGUUGAUGAGGAGCACCUCGCGUUCUACAUGGGAGGAACUGACCCAUUCAAAUUCAGUUACCCACCGUUGCCUGAUGACGUCUUCCAGAACCCCAUAUCAGAGACUGGACAAGAGGAUGACACUGAGUCAAAGGAUGAUGACCUGGAGGCCAAGGACACCCUGGAGCCGAGCUCUCCUACACUCAGAACCAGAAAUGUAUACUUGGCAGAGGAUGGGGACAAUGAUGGCUCCAUCAGAUGGAAAGGAUCCCGUAGGCCAACCGUCACUUUCAAAGGCACCUUACUCUAUAUCAGUCCUGAUGAUGAGUUGUGCUUUGGGCACAGAGAGGGUGAGAAGAGAUGUCUGAUCAUGCUUAAUAAUGUCACCAAAAACCAAGUGACCUUCAAGGUGCGGACCACAGCCCCAGAGAAGUACAGGGUGAAGCCAAGCAGUAGCAGUUGUGGGGCGGGCGAGAGUAUGGAAAUCACUGUGUCCCUGCAUGGAGGGUUCCUGUGUUCUCCUCAGGAUCGCUUCUUAGUCAUGGCUGCUGAGAUGGAGCCAAGUAGCGGUGGGGGGAGCACAGAACUCGCCCAUUUCUGGAAGGGCGUUCCAAAGGCUAAAAUAAUGGAGCACAGGCUGCGGUGUCGCAUGCUGGAGGGCAUCAAGUCAGCACUUAGCCCUUUGACUGACAGGUCUCACAAAAUGGAGACCAAUGGCUACCAAGACAUGCACACCACGAUGGCCAACAGCUCCAGGCUGGAACAGAAGAUGGACCGCUGCCUGUGGUGGCAGAAGCUCUUGACUGUACUGGUGACUGCACUGACGGCCUUGCGUUUCUCCACGCUCUACAUACAGUACACUGGGGAGUGGCCAUUUUGA